Messenger RNA from Capsella rubella, 1846 nucleotides. Its product is annotated as RING-H2 finger protein ATL3. The transcript has a single exon. The record is from RefSeq and is a predicted model, not a curated record. Lineage: Eukaryota; Viridiplantae; Streptophyta; Magnoliopsida; Brassicales; Brassicaceae. Bases 712 to 1689 code for a protein of 325 amino acids. Gene Ontology annotation, biological process: protein ubiquitination.
GAAAUAACGCAUAAAGAAAAAACAAAUUGGUCUUUGAGUAAAAAGAAAAGGUAUAGUAGAGUAGAGAGAUUUGAGAGAGUAGAGUAGAGACAGAGUAGCUCCCCAACUCCAAUUUCAAUACACUGGGCUCCACUCAUCUCUCCUCAAUUCUUGCUUCUUCUUCUUUGCCUCUUUAUCACUCUGCCUUGCCUUCUUCUUCUUCUUCCUCCAUGGCCGAGUCACAUUGAAACUACACAGACCCUUUCACACCUUUCUUCUUUGUUUGUCUCACUCUCCUCUUUGGCUUACUUCCUCUUCCUUACAACACUUUUAUACCAAGUAAAUUCCUCACUGAGCUUCACACUAUUAAACACGUCUACUCUCAGUUCUGAGCUCUGUUUUUUCUCCUGUUAAAAAUCAAGCCUUUGUUACAUAAUCUUUCUGGGUUUUUUUGUUUACUUUGAGUUUCUUCCAUUUGGCUACCCAACAAAAGAGUAAAGUUUCUAGCUUUUUGGUACUUGCUCUCACUCUCUCUCUCUCUCUCACAAAACCCUAAUUUCAUUCUCUUUAUCCAAUUCUAAGUUUUGCUCUGCUCAACUUGCAUUUUCUGCUUCUGUAUUCUCGUUUUCUUUCAUAUUAUCAAGCCGAUUGUGUUGGGGUUCAUAUCCAAGUAUCAAGCUUGAGAAGUAACAGAAACAGUUCCUGAUCUUGUCCCGUCCCCUUGGUAUUGCAAUGGGAGACAAUGGUGGAUCUGCUCAUAGCUCUAUGUUCGGUGAUCUAUCAACAGAAGAGGUAACAAGCAAGAUUAUUCUCACAGCUAUUAUUGUUCUGUUCAUGGCCGUUCUUUUCGUCCUUAUCCUCCAUCUUUACGCCAAACUCUACUGGUGGAGAAUAGAUCAGCUCCAACAACAGCAGCAGCAGCAACAACAACAAGAGCAAGACCAAGAACAAGAAGAAGACCAAUCAUCCACUGCUCCGCCUCUAAUCACUCGCCGCCAGAGACGCCGUUUCAUCUUCGUCCCAGGCCAAGAUGCUCUAUCCAACACUGGACUUACCCCUUUUGAACUCACUUCCUUACCAAUUGUCUUUUUCAGACAAGAUAGUUGCAAAGAUGGCUUGGAAUGCUCUAUUUGCUUGUCUGAGCUUGUCAAAGGGGACAAAGCAAGGCUGCUUCCAAAGUGUAACCACAGCUUCCAUGUUGAGUGUAUUGAUAUGUGGUUUCAGUCUCACUCAACUUGUCCCAUCUGUCGAAACACGGUUCUUGGUCCUGAGCAACCUAGCUCAAAGAGAGUUGAACAUGUUCCGGAAAAUGUAGAUCAUGUUGGUGGUACCAAUAGCAACCAUGAUACUUUGUCCCAAAUUUCAACUUCUCCGGAAUUCCCCACCAAUGUCUUGGUAUGGGGUCGCCAAGAUCAGGUUAGUACCGGAAACACCAAUGGUGGGCCUCAAGAAGACGGUGCUGGUAAUGCUGCUUCUCAGAGCCAAGAAACUGUUGUUCUGGAUAUCAAUGAUUCUUCCGUUAGAAGUCAAAAUGUAUCAUCUUCGUCGUCAUCAGUGAGGUACAUUGUUGAGGAGGAAGAACCAAAAUCUCCAAUGACAACAAGGUUGAGGUCCUUAAGGAGGUUUCUGAGCAGAGACAAGAGAGUGGCUUGUAGCAAUAGUAGUACUAGUAGUAGCAGCGCCAAUGCUGCUACUUCUGUUGAUCCUUGAAGUUUGUUAUUAUUAGCUGAAGUAAGAUUGCCUGAAGAUUUCAAACUGUGAAUUGGUCUCGGCUCUUUAUUGGCUGUGUUUGAGAGCUUUCAUUGUAAUCCAAGUAAAUCAUUUUAUCUAUUCCAUCGGGAAAUUGAACUUUUAAAACUUUUGUUAA